Messenger RNA from Vollenhovia emeryi, 2678 nucleotides. RefSeq lists its product as uncharacterized. The transcript is spliced from 2 exons. Gene Ontology annotation, cellular component: nucleus. NCBI's taxonomy places the organism in Eukaryota, Metazoa, Arthropoda, Insecta, Hymenoptera, Formicidae. Bases 1515 to 2234 code for a protein of 239 amino acids. The record is from RefSeq and is a predicted model, not a curated record. Gene Ontology annotation, molecular function: RNA polymerase II cis-regulatory region sequence-specific DNA binding; DNA-binding transcription factor activity, RNA polymerase II-specific. Gene Ontology annotation, biological process: regulation of transcription by RNA polymerase II; sex differentiation.
GUGUUCAGUUGGAAACUUUAUGAAAAUAGCAUUUCCUAUCAUAAAUUUUCUUUCACACGAUUAAAAAUGAAUAUAAAUACAAGUGAAAGUAUACAUGUGCAUUAUACGUAUAUUUAAUAUUGUCGGCAACAAUCAGCCGGUCAAUACAAUAUAAUAGCGCACGAUUCCUUUCGUUGCCUUCAUGUUCACGGAUCGUGUUAUGCACCGCAAAAAUAGAAGACGGACAAUCUCUCUCUACUAACAACGUUGUGCGCCAGCAGCUGCAACCAUAUGGCAUUCUUUCUGUGAUCUUGCUCUAAGAGCUCGUUAAUACGAUCCUCUCGGAUGUUGCCAACACACAGUUAAUAUUAGUUUCGAGUAUGUUUUCUCAAUGUAUGAGUGACACCGCGCGGACUUCCACCACGAUUCGAUAACCACCUGGUUAACAUCCUGCAUACCCGACGUUAUUUCUGAAAGGAUAUCAUCGUAUGUGAAUGACGCCCCUCUUCUCUUUCGUCUUCUUCUUCUUCUUUAAACUGGAUGAGAGAAAUAUAUUUGAAAAAUUUUACAGAUUUGUCUCUUCUGAGAGAAGAGACAUUCGCACGUCUCGACGAGAUGUCAACUUUCCUUCAAGCGAUCGCGAAUGAUACAACAUAAUUGAAUUGCAAAUCAAUAACAAUACUCCUCAUCUUGUUGCAUUGAUGAGGAGAAAUUAUAAACUUGCGCGGGCACGUAGGAUAUAUGCAGAUAUGUUCGAAUCUGACGUGCAGCAUCGAUUCCACGCAAACUAUAAUCAAAGAAGUUACCGUUCUUUCUAGAGUAGAGUUACUCGAGAAACAAGAACGCCAAGAGAAACAUGGCGGUUCAUUGGUUCGCGGCCGACGAAAGCGGCGGAGUUUCCUGAGCUUUCGAGCCAAUGAGAAUACGUCGGCUUGCUAAAAAUAUAUUUUGAAUCGCAGUAGGAGGAGAUGAGACGACACCUCCUUCGGGCGAGGGACAAGAAGUAUUCACUUACGAGCAUGUAUCUCUGUUCGAGAAAGACGGGCGACUCGGUCAAUUCAGUGUUUAACAAGAACCCAACGGAUACAGAAAACUCGACGUUAAAGAGAAAUAUUUUAAAGGCAAAUUUUUCGACAAGUUUUAUCGAUGCGAUGGAAAGAGAAUGUGAAAAUUAGUAUAAGUAACUUGUCGCGCAUGUAAAAACAUCCGCGAUACCUACGACGUGUGCCGGUACGCGUUCUAUGUAGAACGAGAUCUGCACGUAGAAUACUUGAAUUGUCAAAUAAAGAAAAAUCGCCAAAGAAUCUUUAAAUUACCCUGACGGGACUUGUUGGACGCACCAAUUCAAAUCAUGUUACGAGAUGUAUAAUUGUGGAACAAACGUGUUUAAUGCCGGCCGCAUAUUAAAUAAUCCAAAAGUAAUUCUUUUCGUUUCUUUUCGUAAUUAAUGGCCAAACAAUUUGGGAUUUAACCAAGACUGAUAAACUUUAGCGGUUAAUCCCUAUUCUCUUCCACGAGAUAAUAUCAAAGUCAGGAUGAAAACUGCAGGCGGUACUUCGAGUCGUUUGAAUGCAAACGUGGAGCAACGUUUGAGAAGUCCCAAGUGUGCGAGAUGUCGAAACCACGGUGUAAUAUCCGGCUUGAAAGGUCACAAAAGAUCCUGUGCGUGGAAAGAUUGCCGGUGUCCUUGCUGUCUUCUAGUCGUCGAGAGGCAACGAGUGAUGGCAGCGCAGGUUGCCCUACGUAGGCAACAACAAGCGCAAGGCGAUAAUCUUUUGUCUUCGGCAAAUAAAAUAUCAGCGGCAGACACCGCGCAGAGUCCUUAUUCCUACGCUAAAGCGAAAUACGACGAGGCUGCCUGCGGUAGGAGAGGCAAGAAUUUUCAAAGGCAUCAUUUACACUUCACGCAGACGAGUAUCAGCGUGACGCAGGGUUUCUAUGGAUUAAAUGCCGUGCAUAGUUUACCUGGCGCAUUAUCAGCACAUCCGCGUUUAUUGAGCACUCUCUCUUCCCUGGGAUGCGAUCGAAAACAAGAGGCUGAACCUACACUCAAGGUACAAUCUUUCCACUCUGCAUACCCGACGAUGGUCCCGUGGUUCAAUGAAGUAACGCAAUCGUACAUAGCGAAUGGGGACUUGAACAAUUUUCUUUCUACAAGAGAUUUACGGAACUCCCCUACCACAACUGAUAAGCCUUGCUUGGAAAAAAAAGCACCGAUUCCCUUCAGCGUGGAAUCUAUUAUCGGUACGAAAUAAUAAUAUCGGUUCCAAAUGUCCAUGUUUCAAUCGUUCGAGUACCAGCAGGCUAUCUAGGUGAGGCAGUAAAUCAGAAAUUUUUAGAUUUAGUUAAGAAUAAGAGCACAUUAAUAUCAGUAAGGUGAACAAUCUUAUACGCAAAUGUACAAAUCAAGUGGAAAUUUUAUAAACAUUAUAUUCAAUAGGAAACGUACGUUAGUCGGCUUCAGUAUAUUAUGUUAUUUAGUAAUAUCUCUUACGCUCGUUGGCUGUAUACUCAAGAAGAAAGGAAUAUUAACAAUGCUUAUGUACAAUUUAUUGUUUUAUACAUCAAUAUACCACAAUUAUAGCAAACGUAUUUAAUACAUUUAUAGCAAUAACAAUAUAAAAUCGUCCCCGUAAAUGCGUUGUACAUUGUAUAUGUGUAUCUUCCUUUUCAUGAAAUAAAUUCAAUAUUUAAUCGUA